CUCCUCCCUCCGGCGCCACCACCACUCCUUGCGCAGAUGCCCAACGUCCUCGUCUCCGGGGUCUACCCGUCCCCUGACACACAGGAGGACAAGGCCCUUCGAGAGGCGCUGCGUCUCCUCACACCAACCAGACCUGACUUUCGCACUGCCGACUAUGCUGCGAGUUUCAACUGGGACGAGAUUUCGCUCGAAUACGCGAGGCAGCUAAAUGAGUUCACACACCUGCCGCAGCGAGACGAGGACUCUUCGCCAUGGUAUGCCGUGGUGUUCCGGUCGAAGCGACGCAAGGACUGCAACAAUGUCGAUUUAUUCGACGCCGACAGAGACGCAUACAACGAGGCAUUCAAGCAUACGGGCGGUGCGCUGCUGGUCUACUGGUACACCGACCUGGAUGCGGACUUCAACUGCCUGGCCACCUGCGUGUGGACCAGCCGUGACAAGGCGCUGUCAGUCAACUCUCUACCAGCACACCGGCAAGCAUCGCGGCUGUCUGCUGACUCGAUAUGA
Molecule: messenger RNA, 507 nt
Organism: Linderina pennispora
Lineage: Eukaryota; Fungi; Kickxellomycota; Kickxellomycetes; Kickxellales; Kickxellaceae
Exons: 2
Coding region: 37-507 (156 amino acids)
Source: RefSeq, a predicted model, not a curated record